Callorhinus ursinus (northern fur seal) is the source of this 2230-nucleotide messenger RNA. RefSeq names its product dihydropyrimidinase like 5 (gene DPYSL5). Gene Ontology annotation, cellular component: cytoplasm; cytosol. NCBI's taxonomy places the organism in Eukaryota, Metazoa, Chordata, Mammalia, Carnivora, Otariidae. The record is from RefSeq and is a predicted model, not a curated record. Gene Ontology annotation, molecular function: hydrolase activity, acting on carbon-nitrogen (but not peptide) bonds, in cyclic amides.
CCUGUCGGGAGUUGUAGUCCCAAGGCGGCGGCCGCGCGCGGCGGCGAAGAUGCGGGGCACCGCCUGUCCCCGCCUCCCCCUAACCUGCUAGCGCGAGGUGGGGAGCAUUGGGGAGGAGGCGUCGGGUCGGUGAUUGGCCGAGGCCGCCUCCAGCCCCCACCCACGUCCCCUCCCCAGCUCCGGGCUUCCGACUCCAGCGCCCCGCGCGCCAAGGCGGCGAUCGAGCGAGCGCGCGUGCAGCCGCCGCCGCCCCGAGCACCCGCAGCUCCCGCGCCGCGGCGAGACCGAGGAGAGACGGACCGACCGACGGACCCUCGCAGCCGCAGCAUCCCGGAGGAGAACAUGCUUGCCAAUUCAGGCAGCGUGAGGAUUCUCAUCAAGGGAGGCAAGGUGGUGAACGAUGAUUGCACCCACGAGGCUGAUGUCUACAUCGAGAAUGGCAUCAUCCAGCAGGUGGGCCGUGAGCUCAUGAUCCCUGGAGGGGCCAAGGUGAUCGAUGCCACUGGGAAGCUGGUGAUCCCUGGAGGCAUUGACACCAGCACCCACUUCCAUCAGACCUUCAUGAACGCUACAUGUGUGGAUGACUUCUACCACGGGACCAAGGCGGCGCUAGUUGGAGGAACCACCAUGGUCAUCGGCCACGUCCUGCCCGAUAAGGAGACCUCCCUGGUGGACGCCUACGAGAAGUGCCGGGGUCUGGCCGACCCCAAGGUCUGCUGUGACUACGCCCUGCACGUGGGGAUCACCUGGUGGGCACCCAAGGUGAAAGCGGAAAUGGAGACACUGGUAAGGGAGAAGGGUGUCAACUCGUUCCAGAUGUUCAUGACCUACAAAGACUUGUGCAUGCUCCGGGACAGUGAGCUUUACCAAGUGUUGCACGCUUGCAAGGACAUUGGAGCGAUCCCCCGAGUCCAUGCUGAGAAUGGGGAGCUCGUGGCCGAGGGUGCCAAGGAGGCGCUAGAUUUGGGUAUCACAGGCCCAGAAGGAAUCGAGAUCAGCCGCCCAGAGGAGUUGGAAGCUGAAGCCACUCACCGAGUUAUCACCAUUGCAAACAGGACUCACUGCCCGAUCUACCUGGUCAACGUGUCCAGCAUCUCGGCCGGUGAGGUUAUCGCAGCUGCUAAGAUGCAAGGGAAGGUUGUGCUGGCCGAGACCACCACGGCGCAUGCCACGCUGACCGGCUUACACUACUACCACCAGGACUGGUCCCACGCGGCCGCCUACGUCACGGUGCCUCCGCUGAGACUGGACACCAACACCUCAACCUACCUCAUGAGCCUGCUGGCCAAUGAUACUCUGAACAUUGUGGCAUCAGAUCACCGGCCUUUCACUACGAAGCAGAAAGCUAUGGGCAAGGAGGACUUCACCAAGAUCCCGCAUGGAGUGAGUGGUGUGCAGGACCGCAUGAGCGUCAUCUGGGAGAGAGGAGUGGUUGGAGGAAAGAUGGACGAGAACCGUUUUGUGGCCGUUACCAGCUCCAAUGCAGCAAAGAUUCUCAACCUGUAUCCCCGCAAGGGCCGCAUCAUCCCUGGAGCCGAUGCCGACGUGGUAGUGUGGGAUCCAGAAGCCACCAAGACCAUUUCAUCCAGCACCCAGGUGCAGGGAGGAGACUUCAACCUGUACGAGAACAUGCGCUGCCAUGGCGUCCCGCUGGUCACCAUCAGCCGUGGGCGAGUCGUGUACGAGAACGGCGUCUUCAUGUGUGCUGAGGGCACUGGCAAGUUCUAUCCCCUGAGGUCCUUCCCGGACACUGUCUACAAGAAGCUAGUCCAGAGAGAAAAGACCUUAAAGGUUAGGGGAGUGGACCGUACGCCCUACCUGGGGGAUGUAGCCGUCGUUGUGCAUCCUGGGAAAAAGGAGAUGGGCACGCCGCUCGCAGACACCCCCACCCGGCCCGUUACCCGACACGGGGGCAUGAGGGACCUUCAUGAGUCCAGCUUCAGCCUCUCUGGUUCUCAAAUCGACGACCACGUUCCAAAGCGAGCUUCGGCUCGGAUCCUCGCUCCCCCCGGAGGCAGGUCAAGCGGCAUUUGGUAAAGGCACCGACCAGCCCCCCAAGUGAGGACGCACCACUGCCACCAGCCCGCACACCCUCCGGCCACGGCUGCAGGGGGCGGGAGAGGCUGGGCCGGGCGGCACACCACCUGAGGGGGCCACGGGACCCGGGGAGCCCUCCCCAUGUCUGACCCGUGAUUCACUGUGCUUCGAGCCAACCCUAACAGGCACUUUG